This is a messenger RNA of Rhineura floridana, 4015 nucleotides long. RefSeq names its product CD99 molecule (Xg blood group) (gene CD99). Lineage: Eukaryota; Metazoa; Chordata; Lepidosauria; Squamata; Rhineuridae. Gene Ontology annotation, biological process: positive regulation of neutrophil extravasation; homotypic cell-cell adhesion; T cell extravasation. The coding region runs from base 263 to 835 and encodes 190 amino acids. The record is from RefSeq and is a predicted model, not a curated record. The transcript is spliced from 10 exons.
GGCAGGUCUCCGAGCUUAGAGCGAGUUCAGCAGUAGUCCUCGUUCGGCUGUCGGACUGUAACUUUAGGGCUGUUUGUUUGCAGCAUUACGUUAACGAGAGAGCGCAGAAAGAAAGGGAGGAGGGUGUUUUGUCUCUACCCUCUGCGAAAAAAAGAGAGGGGUGGAAAGUGCGCAGAGGAUCUUCGCAGUCUGCAGGGGCUAACGUGAGGGGGAUUGGGAGCGUAGCAAAGUUUGCCACAAGGCUUGGAUCCUGGAAGCAGCCAUGCGCGGCGGCGGGACCAUGCGUGGGCUCGCCCUCUUGGCCCCUUUUGUGCUUUUGCUGUUGGCAGCCCACUGCAGAGGACAAGAUUUAAGCUUAGAAGAUGCUCUCGCAGAUCUUGCUCCGACACAGAAGCCGGUUACACCUAAAAAAAAGCCAACACAAGAUGAUGAUUUAGGUUUUGACUUGGAAGACGCCAUUAAUGACCCCAGCAACCCAGCACCAGCAGCACCUCCUCAGCCAGUACCACCUCAGCCAAAGCCUGGAAGUCAUGACAACUCUGGCGGAUUUAGUGAUUCGGAUUUAUUUGAUGGUCAAUUGCCUGCGGAUAAGUCAGAAGAAGGUGGACGAAGAGACUCAGGUUCCAAUGAAAAUACAGAAGGUUCUCAAGGAAUGUUAGCUGGCAUCAUUAGCUCAGUUGUUGUGGCAAUAGCUGGAGCUGUGUCGAGCUUUAUAGCUUACCAGAAGAAAAAGCUCUGCUUCAAAGCAAGUGAUCAAGAAAAUGUUAAUAUGGAAAGCCAACAAGGAGCAUAUGCUGAGCCACCUGUUCAACGCACACUUUUGCAGAAACAGUAGCAGCACUUAAGAUGAAGAGAAGACCAGAAAACUGGACAGAGAAUCUGCAUAUUUCCCUGAAAAACACGACACAUUUCUUGCAGCAAAAAAUGGAGUUGCAAAGUAGAAUUAAAAUAGUUCUGUUGAAAUGACUUUUAAAAGGGAGAAGGAUGUUUUAAGAAAUCAAAAUACUUGGGCCUGUGGUUUACCCUUUGAAGCUCAAAGUUGCAUCCUGGCUGAAUCCUGGCUUUAAAACAAACAUAUUUGUUGGAAACUAUUGCUUUUGUCUGAAGUCUCAUAUUUAGCAAUAUGGCAAGAACCUUAGAAGGGAAAUUAUUUAAUUUGGCUAGCUAAAUGCCAUUGGACAGGCUGUAUAUUGAGGGAGGCCCCUAUGUAUCGCAUGGACCCCUGAAAGAUGCAGUGCUUCUCUGCACAUAGAUGCACUUAGCACCAUCUGCAAGACCCCUGUUGGGCCUCUCAGUUGUUGAGAAUGGAGUGAAUGUUUUCCCUUAGCACAUUAGUGUACUGAAGUGCAGCACUUUCUCCCCCCAAUAAGAAUAUAUGGCAACCACUCACCUAUACGAAUAGAAGUUAAGCAUAGCCUCCAGGCCUGUCCUUGGCAUAGGGCUAAAUUUCCUUGGUCCUACUGACCCCAGCUAUUGAGAACCUGUAUAACCUCAUUCUGGCUUUUGCUUUUGGGCAACAUUAGAAUAUGAGGAAUAGGCUUUUAUACAUACAUACAUUUGCCUUCCAAGAAAUAAUGAAAAUUUUAAUUUCUGUUUAGGUUUUGAAGCAAAUCUGAUACUGUACCUUUGCCUUCCUCUAGAAUACAUACAUAGAAGGUGGAGGUGCUAAAUGCAUAUUGCCUUAAUAUUUAUUCUCUCUCAGAUAAGAGAUCUAAGAAAAGUCCUAUCUAGUACAUGUUACACAUGGGUCCUUUUGAAUGCAAAACAUUAUAUUGGGGAAAAUGUAGAUUUUUUUUGCAGUAAAGCUAUGCAUAUGCAUAAAUAUAUUGUAUAUAACUCACCCAAUCACUGUCUCUGAGCCAGAAUUGUUUUAUACAAGAAUACCAAAAUUAAUUUAGCUAAUGCAAUUGCCAUUUUAAACUCUGUGAUAGAUUGUGCCUCUUGAUUGUGGGAUUUAUCUCUUUAUUAUUCACAAGUGCCCUUCCACCUCUUGUUUCAUAUUUCCAAUAAAUUGUGACUACUUAGCUAUAUCUUUCAAUAAAUAGCUUCCAGUAAUAAGGUUUAUUUGACCAAUUGCAGAUGCCUUAAGUAGUACACCUUGAAGUGCCAUUAAGAUAGUAGAAAGUAAUUGAUAGAACAAUGUGAACUGAGCACUCUGUAUUCCAUUUAAUGUGCAGAAAGGCCUUGUUAAUGGCCACUGGAGCAUAAAAAAAUAUUAUUUUCAUUAGAUAGGAUUUAAUAAUUCCUGCCUACAUGCUUUCAGUUUCAAAAUUGUGUUGAAUUUUGGUACUAGUUGACAACAAAAAAUGUAACCAGCUACAUCAUCAAAUGUUAAAUCCUGAGCAUUAUUUUUUGUUUCUUAGGCUGCUUUCACACUGCACUUUAUUCCGUUAUUCUGAUGAAGUUUUACCUGGUAAUUUGCUCAUUAUAUUUGAUAUUUCACACUACAUACAAGCUAGCUCUGGAAUUCUAGUGGAAUGUACUGCAAGCUCAGCAUAAAUUUCCACGAUAAAUGAUACCAGAAAUAAUCCAUUAGCAACGCUAGGAACCCAGAAAAUCACGGAGUUUUUUGCUAGCUGUAGCCGCUCACGUGACAGGCAUCCCAGCAUGCAGUGCAUUCCCACCCUUUAGUCACACAGGUUUGUUUUGCCUGACAAAAAUUGUACCACUUUCUGGCAUCAGCGCAGAUAGCAGCACCAUUUCCCAAACACACCCCUGUGUCGAUACCACUAAAAUAAUUUUAAAAGUCAGAUCCUAAAGGGAGAGGGCUUGCAUGGUGAUGGGAUGAGAUCUUAGACCUCCUACAUAGAGGGGAACAGUGCACAUGUGUAUAAUGGGUGAGGAAUGAAAACAAGUGGUGUGAAAGACAGUUGCACGAAAUGCCGGUAUAUCGGCUGAAAAAACUGCAGUUCCUUAAUACAACAGGUACUGCAUUGCGAAAGGAAUUUUAGAAAUUGGGACAGAAGCGCUACCUUUUUAAUCUGUUGAACUAACGCAAUCAGCCCCAUGUGUGAAAGCAGCUUUAGAUACUUUCUAACUAAGCAUUGUGCCAAUGUACAAUUGAAGUAUCGCAUAGAAUGUGAUUUCCGUAUGCAUGGCCUUCUAGAGCAAAACGUUAUUGGGUGGCACUUUCCUUUUUAAACUAGAUGAUAGUUAGCCACAUGUGUGGUGCAUAGGUCCUUAAAUGGCAUCCCUUUUAUAGUACACAAGAUGAAUUUUUCAUCACAUUAUAAACUGAUUUAGACAUCUGUUCUGCGACAAAUGUGUGUCUUCGUUAAUCCAAUCAAAAUGCAGUGUUCUUAAGCAAAAACUGUGUAUAAAUUAGGUGAUACUAAAUACAGUUUGCAAAGUGGUUAUACUUUUUUAAUAAUCGUUUUGUAAACCAUGGGCAAUUUUAAACUUAAUAUUUGAAUGCUGCUGAUUUCUAAAGAUAUUUCCAUGUCAUUCCUGAGCAACAGAGUCUGAAUGUGUGCCUAAUACCCCAAAUGUUCGCAUAUUUUCCUUGGAGUAAGGUGUUACAGAGUUCAAUACAGCUUACUUCCCACUGAAGCAUAUAUAGAAUUGGCUGCACUCCCAUACUGUAUGUACUUGGAAGUAAACUAUUAAUCUCAAUGGGGCUUCUGACUAGAGAUGUAUACAAUGAGGCCAUUAAUCUCUAAUGGAAAGCAUUGUCUUAGUUCAUCCCAAUAGCAUUUCAUGUAUAUUAUGCGAUAAAACAACUUAAAAUAUACUGAUAGCUUGGUAUUGGAUAACAAGCGGAUGUGUUAAACUUUAACUAGAGCAGGAAUGGGGAACCUGUGUCUCUCCAGAUGUUGUUGGGCUCCAGCUCCCAUCAGCCACAGCUAGUAUGGCUGGCAGUCAGGGAUGGUGGCAGUCAUAGUCUAGCAACAUCGUCAGGUUCCCUGUCCCCGAUUUAGUGUUGUGGCUCUUUAGAUUGUGAGAGCCUCCAAGGAUUUGGUAAUUGAGACAUAAUACUUGUGAUUUCUGUUUUUUAAUAAAAUUAAAUUAAAACUUU